Gadus chalcogrammus (walleye pollock) is the source of this 600-nucleotide messenger RNA. RefSeq names its product beta-crystallin A1-like. Lineage: Eukaryota; Metazoa; Chordata; Actinopteri; Gadiformes; Gadidae. The record is from RefSeq and is a predicted model, not a curated record. Gene Ontology annotation, molecular function: structural constituent of eye lens. Bases 1 to 600 code for a protein of 199 amino acids. Gene Ontology annotation, biological process: visual perception; lens development in camera-type eye. The transcript is spliced from 5 exons.
AUGGCCCAGACCAACCCUAUGAACACCAUGCCCAUGGGCCCCUGGAAGAUCACCGUCUACGACCAGGAGUACUUCCAGGGCAAGCGCAUGGAGUUCACCUCCUGCUGCCAGAACAUCAUGGAGUGCGGCAUGGAGAAUGUCCGUUCCCUGAAGGUGGAGUGUGGAUCCUGGGUGGGCUUUGAGCACUCCAGUUUCUGCGGCCAGCAGUUCGUCCUGGAGAAGGGAGACUACCCCCGCUUUGAGGCCUACAGCGGCAGCAACUCCUACCGCAUCGAGAGGAUGAUCUCCUUCAGGCCCAUCUGCUGUGCUAGCCACAAGGAGUCCCGCAUGACCGUCUACGAGAAGGAGAACAUGGGCGGCCGUCAGUUUGAGCUGUGCAACGACUACCCCUCUCUGCAGGCCAUGGGCUGGUUCAACAACGAGGUCGGAUCCAUGCACGUGCAGUGCGGAGCCUUCGUGUGCUACCAGUUCCCCGGUUACCGUGGCCACCAGUACAUCAUGGAGUGCGAUUGCCGCGGAGGAGAGUACAAGUGCUACCGCCAGUUUGGCUCCCACGCCCAGACCCCCCAGAUCCAGUCCAUCAGGAGGAUCCAGCACUAG